AUGGGGCGACUUUUGAUAGCUGCCAUUCUUUUUGCCAUGUUGAGCCAGAUUUUGUGUUCUGGUAUGUUUGAACUGAAGUUGCAAGAGUUCCUUAACAAGAAAGGAGUAACAGGCAACGGAAACUGCUGUAAAGGAGAAUCAGCGUCGGGAAUUCAACAGUGCGAAUGCAAAACGUUUUUUAGGAUUUGUCUCAAGCAUUAUCAGACUAAUGUAUCCCCGGAUCCUCCGUGUACGUAUGGAGGAGCUGUUACUCCUGUCGUCGGAUCAAACUCCUUUCAAGUCCCUGACAGUGUAUCAGACAGCACCUUCACCAAUCCUAUUCGUUUCCCGUUUGGAUUUACAUGGCCGGGUACAUUUUCUCUGAUCAUUGAGGCACUGCAUACAGAAUCCACUGAGGACUUAUCAACAGAAAACCCAGAGCGUCUGAUCAGUCGCAUGACAACUCAGAGACACCUGACUGUGGGAGAGGAAUGGUCUCAGGAUCUACAGGUGUCAGGAAGAACCGAGCUGAAGUACUCGUACAGAUUUGUGUGUGAUGAGCAUUACUACGGAGAGGGCUGCUCGGUCUUCUGUCGCCCUCGAGACGACGCCUUCGGCCACUUUACAUGCGGAGAGCGGGGAGAAAUUAUCUGUAACUCUGGAUGGAAAGGCCAAUACUGUACAGAACCAAUCUGUAUGCCUGGGUGCGACGAGGAACACGGAUUUUGUGACAAGCCAGGUGAAUGCAAAUGCAGAGUUGGCUUCAGUGGAAAGUACUGCGAUGACUGUAUCCGCUAUCCAGGCUGCUUACACGGUACCUGUCAGCAGCCUUGGCAGUGCAACUGUCAAGAGGGCUGGGGUGGUCUCUUUUGCAACCAAGAUCUUAAUUACUGCACACACCAUAAGCCAUGCCAGAAUGGAGCCACUUGCACUAACACUGGCCAAGGCAGCUACACAUGCACCUGCAGACCUGGUUUCACUGGGGCAAGCUGUGAAACUGAAGUUAAUGAAUGCUCUGAAAGCCCCUGCAGGAAUGGAGGAAGCUGUUCUGAUCUCGAAAACACCUAUACCUGUGCCUGUCCUCCUGGUUUUUAUGGAAGAAACUGUGAGCUGAGUGCUAUGACUUGUGCUGAUGGCCCUUGUUUCAACGGUGGACGGUGUUUGGACAAUCCUGAAGGAGGUUAUUUUUGUCAGUGCCCCAUAGGUUAUGCUGGCUUAAACUGUGAAAAGAAGAUUGAUCACUGCAGUUCCAACCCCUGUUUAAAUGGUGCCCAGUGUCUAGACCUUGUGGAUUCCUAUCUUUGCCAAUGUCCAGAGGGUUUUACAGGAGCACACUGUGAUGACAACAUUAAUGAAUGUGCAAGCUUUCCAUGUCAGAAUGGUGGCACAUGCCAGGAUGGACUCAACGACUACAGGUGUACCUGUUCUCCAGGCUACACUGGCAAGAACUGCAGCGUGGCGGUCAACAAGUGUGCGCAUAACCCAUGUCACAACGGGGCUACUUGCCAUGAAAGAGACAAUCGCUAUGUGUGUGCCUGCAUUCCUGGAUAUGGUGGACGUAACUGCCAGUUCUUGCUCCCUGAACAUACUCAAGGACAGCCUGUGAUAGAAGGAGCUGAUAAAAUUUACUCUGAUGAUGAAGAGGAGAAUGUAUUUCCUUGGACAGCGGUCUGCGCAGGGAUUAUUCUAGUGCUUUUGCUCCUGCUUGGCUGUGCUGUUUUGAUUGUGUUUAUUCAUAUAAAACUGCAGCAGAGAAGACAACAAGCUGAUAGUUACAAUGAAAAUGAGACCAUGAACAACCUGACCAACAACCGCAGCCGUGAAAAGGACCUGACCGUCAGCAUUAUAGGCACCACUCAGGUCAAGAACACCAACAAGAAGGUGGACUAUCAGAGUGACACAGCCGGUGUAGAAAAGAAAGGCUACAAGUCUCGCUAUUCAGUGGAUUAUAAUCUUGUUCAUGAGUUGAAGCAGGAGGAUCUGGGAAAAGAGGACUUGGAAAGUCAAGACGCAAAAUGUGAGGCAUUUGACUCUGACUCAGAAGAAAAGCACAGAAAACAUUUAAAAAGGUAA
This is a messenger RNA of Trichomycterus rosablanca, 2052 nucleotides long. It is a transcript of the gene dld, whose product is annotated as deltaD. The coding region runs from base 1 to 2052 and encodes 683 amino acids. Gene Ontology annotation, molecular function: calcium ion binding; Notch binding. Gene Ontology annotation, cellular component: plasma membrane. The record is from RefSeq and is a predicted model, not a curated record. Gene Ontology annotation, biological process: cell communication; multicellular organism development; Notch signaling pathway. Lineage: Eukaryota; Metazoa; Chordata; Actinopteri; Siluriformes; Trichomycteridae. The transcript has 9 exons.